Messenger RNA from Pelodiscus sinensis (Chinese soft-shelled turtle), 1056 nucleotides. NCBI's taxonomy places the organism in Eukaryota, Metazoa, Chordata, Testudines, Trionychidae. The record is from RefSeq and is a predicted model, not a curated record.
AUGGCGGAUCCCAACACAACCGCCUUCACCAACCCCUCCACCUUCAUCUUACUGGGCAUUCGUGGCCUAGAAAUGAGCCAUGUCUGGAUCGCCACCCUCUUCUGCAUCCUGUACUUCAUCGCCAUCUUAGUAAACUUUGCCAUCCUAUAUAUUGUGAAGACGGAGCCCAGUCUCCAUGAGCCCGUGUACUAUUUCCUCUGCAUGCUGGCUGUCACCGACCUGGUGUUGUCCACCAGCACCAUACCCCAAAUUCUGGCAAACUUCUGGUUCAGUUCCAGAGAGAUCAGUUUCAGUGCCUGCCUCACCCAGAUGUUUUUCAUUCACGGCUUCUCAGUGAUUGAGUCUGGGAUCUUCGUGGCAAUGGCUUUGGAUCGCUAUGUGGCCAUCUGCUAUCCCCUGAGACAUUCCACCAUCCUGACAAACUCCGUGGUAAUGAAGAUUGGCCUGCUCAUUCUGUUACGUGGAUGCAUCCUUGCACUGCCCUAUCCCUUCCUGGCGAGGCAGUGGCCGUAUUGCAAAACCAACAUCAUCAUCAGCACUCAGUGUGAGCACAUGGCUGUGGUGAAACUGGCCUGUGGCAACACCCUCAUCAGUAGUUACUACGGCCUCUUCGUACUGUCCUGUAGGAUCGGUCUGGACGUGUUUUUCAUUAUUCUGUCCUAUAUUCAGAUCCUCAGGGCCAUCUUCAGACUUCCCACAAAGGAAGCCCAGCUCAAGACUUUUCGGACUUGCAGCUCGCACAUCUGUCUCAUAUUAGCCUUUUACUUCCCAGCUAUAUUUGGCUCCCUGGCAUCCCGUUUGGGCAGCAACUUGUCCUCUCAUUUCCACGUUUUCAUUUCCAGUGUCUACCUCCUGGUUCCCCCCAUACUUAACCCCAUCAUCUACGGUGUGAUGACUAAACAGAUCCGGGACAGGCUGCUCCGGCUCUUUACCCCUAAAGUAACUAAAGUUUUCUCCUCUCAUACAGCUGCCUGUCAUACAGAGCUCCCUGGAGUGUUGGCCAGUGACAUGGUGCUAUUUCCUGGAACACUGACUGGCCAAUCAAAGAAACUUUAA